AUGAAGGAGCAGACUGGUUACGGAAAUGGGGCACUAUCUAUCCUAAACUUUUCAGGAUCAGGUUUUCAUCUAAAAAAUUAUUACAGAAUCGGACCAUACAACUUUGUUGCAACAUCACAUCCCAAGUCUAUCCGAGCAUUGCUUAAAGAUAAGCCAGAAAAGACGUGGCUUUACAGAUUCGGGAUUGAUUGGUUGGGAGAUGGGCUUCUCUUUUCAAAAGGGAAAAAGUGGUUUACUAGGCGGAAAAUGAUGACUCCCUCUUUUCAUUUUGACUUGCUGAAAAGUUAUCUCGACAUUUUCAAUGAUACCACGAACGUAAUGGUCGACCAGAUUAGAGAAAAUGGUCAGGAGCCAGUCGAGAUCUUCCCCAAGGCAUUGGCUAUGACUUUGGACACAAUUCUAAGAUGUCUUGUACAUUAUGAGACAAACUGCCAAACUCAAUAUGAUGAAUACGCCGCAAUUAUGUAUCGGAUGACCAUAAUAAUAGCUAAAAGAAUAUUUGACCCAAUGAAGUACCCCAAUAAACUCUUUCACAAUACAACAUUGGGCGCUGAAUAUCUACAACUCAAAGAUAAGUUUUACGAAAUUAGUAGAAAAAUCAUACAAGAUCGAAAAUAUGCUCAUCUGAAAAACCCAGAUAUACUGAAGGACACCAAGAAUCUCAGCUUCCUGGAUAUGCUACUAACUGUCAAAUAUGACGAUGGUUCAAACCUUACAAUGGAGGAUAUCCUGGAGGAAACAAAUGUUUUUAUAUUUGAAGGACACGAUACCACGGCCGCUGGGAUUAGUUGGAGUUUGUUCCAACUGUCUCAGCAACCAGAGCAUAUGGCCAAAUGUUACGAAGAAAUUAAAGAGGUCUUUGAUGACGAUAGUGGCGAUCAAUAUGUAACUCAGCAGCAGAUCAACCAUUUGACUCAUUUUUCAUGUGCAUCAAGGAAUGGCUCUAGGGCUGCAAAAAAAUUGUACAUUGUGGAAAAAUACAUAACCUCAGACGGACAGCGGCUACCUAAAGGAACAAAUGUUGGAAUUCUGAUAGAUGCGUUGCAUCGGGUGGAAGAGUUCUGGGAUGAACCAAAUGAAUUUCGACCAGAACGUUUUAGUCCAGAGAAUUCUAAAAACCGUGAUCCUUACAGCUACAUCCCCUUCAGUGCAGGUAACCGCAACUGUAUUGGACAGAACUUUGCCAUCACAGAAUUGAAAAUGGCCGUGGCAAAGCUAAUCUACAACUUUGAAGUGGUAGCUCAUCAACCGGAGAGGGUGACACGUAUUAGUACAGGGAUAAUGAAACCUAUAAACUUGUACUUGAAGUUCAUUCCACGGCAAAACAGCAACUGAUGGGACAAAAUGUACUUAACAAUUAUUAUGUUUUUUGUACGGUUAAGCAAGGAUAAUAAUUGUAUAAUGUAUUAUUUGUCCAGGCUUAAUUUGAUUAAAGGGAUUACGGAACAUCAACUAUUUAAUUAUAAGAAUAUUCAACGACUUUUAAACACGCUUUAUGUUUGUGGUAGCAAAUCGAAUCUCUACACUUUUAGUUACUACCAAACCGUUUAGUCAUAACAUAAUCAGAUUUCGCAUAUUCCAAUUCUUAUCUAAAUUGUCAUUGUAUACCUAUGUAUAAUUUCAUUAGUAUGUGCCAUUUGAGUAACCGUUUCAAGUCCCAAAUUAUUCCGCAGAUUCCAGUGUUCUCCUUGUUGCUGGGUCU
Molecule: messenger RNA, 1702 nt
Organism: Bolinopsis microptera
Lineage: Eukaryota; Metazoa; Ctenophora; Tentaculata; Lobata; Bolinopsidae
Product: cytochrome P450 4F4-like
Exons: 7
Coding region: 1-1335 (444 amino acids)
Molecular function (GO): iron ion binding; oxidoreductase activity, acting on paired donors, with incorporation or reduction of molecular oxygen; heme binding
Source: RefSeq, a predicted model, not a curated record